AUGGAAGGACCUGACGAAAAUCCUUCAGAUGAAAGAGAUGUACACACACCCAGAAGUGAAGUUCCCGAAGUGACCGACACCAACGAAAAACCAAGAAAGCCAGGAUGUUCAGCUCGCAUAACAUUCAUUACCAUGGCCUCACUGGGAUUUUUCAACGUGUAUGCCAUGAGGGCGAACCUGAGUAUCGCCAUAAUUUCAAUGGUUCAGCCAAGAGGAGCUGCAGAAAACCACACAGCAGUCUGCAGCUUCGGAAAACUGCGAAAUAAGUCGGACGAAGUAGACGUGAAGGCAGCCGAGGGGGAAUUCGAUUGGGAUGAAGUAACGCAAGGUUUGAUUCUGGGCUCCUUUUUCUGGGGCUACAUGAUCACGCAAAUACCCGGAGGGAUUCUUGUCAAAAGGUAUGGAUCAAAAUGGGUGCUUGGGAUCGGAUGUUUACUGGCUGCUGUUGUCUCCGUGUUGACUCCGACUGCUGCUCGACAUUCAGUGUUCAUGCUCAUGGCAGCCCGAGUAUGCGAAGGAUUGGCCGAAGGUGUGACCUUUCCUGCGAUGCAUAGUCUCAUUGCGAAAUGGGCGCCACCAGCGCAACGGAGCACAUUUUCUGCGAUAAUUUACGGCGGAGCAACGGGUGGUUUGGUGUUUUCUAUGCCAGUUUCGGGUUUACUGGCGAGUUCCAGUGUGUUGGGCGGUUGGCCGUCGAUCUUCUAUGUCUUCGGACUCCUCGGAGUGACGUGGUUCAUAUUCUGGACCAUUUUGGUGUAUGAGGAUCCGGAAUCGCAUCCGUGGAUAUCUUCCUCGGAACGAAACUACAUCAAGGAUUCCAUCGGGACGCAAAUGCGGACUCAUAGCGAGAUGAAAAAACACGCUGUUCCGUAUCGUCGGAUAUUCACCUCAAUGCCGUUUUGGGCCAUUGUUGUGGGACACAGUGGUCAGAACUGGGGGUUCUACACGAUUCUAACUCAGCUGCCGAAUUACCUGAAGAACGUCAUGGGUUACGACGUCAGAACAAGUGGGAUAAUUUCAGCGGUUCCCUACCUCACGAUGUACAUCACGGGGAUAGUUGGAAGUUUCGUGGCCGAUGGAUUCACGAUUUCCGGAUUGAGUUUGUUGACGAUUGCUCACAUUGGAUGUCACUUGUGGGCUACUGUGGUUUUCUUCACCAUCGGAGUUGGAGCAAUUGGAAUGAAGCACAGUGGUUACGGAGUCAACCACAUCGACAUUUCUCCUAAUUUCGCUGGAAUUCUAAUAGGAUUCACAAAUUUUGCCGCAACGAUACCUGGAUUCGUUGCGCCAUACGUCACUGGCAUAAUCACAGAGGAUGAUGAAACCAUCGAAAACUGGGCCACGGUAUUCCUGAUCUGUGCUGCCGUAUUCAUUUUGAGUGCGUUGUUCUAUGGUAUCUUCGCUUCUGGAGAGGAACAGGAAUGGAAUCGUUGUGGUACUGAUGUGCAUGAGGGUGCUGUUAUUGUGGACUCGACCAAAAGGCAGGAAUCUGAAGAAAAAACAGGCGCGGUGUUACUGGCGACUGGAGAGGCUCUCGUCGUAAAUCUCAUGGAAUUGCGCAUGCCGGAUAGUUCUGUUUUUGUGAGCGACCGCGGCGUUCGAUAUCGUGAAAUCCGUUCUGAUGGAAUUACUGCCGCAAACCUGUGCAUCGUGUUGCGUGUGAUUGAACCUCAUUGUUUCUGUGGAAUGAAUCAGGUGCAAAAAAUGGAGCCGGAAGAAGUAUUCCAUAUGACGGAUGAAACGUUGGGACGCCCGGCGUUUUAUCGUAUACCGAAGACUAUCGGAAAUCCGAAGUCAAAACGAGACUCGAAGAAUGCUAAGAAGGACCCCUUUACUGGCAGAGCUCCAGUCUCAAAACAUUUGCUUGAAAAGCAUAAGAAGCCGACGGUUGAAAUGCGAGGACUCCAUGUGCCAGGACGGGUUCGUAAAGCGAAGAUAGCCCAGAAUCAGAAGAAGAUCAAAUUCGUUUCUGAACAAGCAGCUCGUUCAGAGCUGCUGCUGACUGAAACUGCAGGGUCUGUGGAUGUCGAUAGUGAUGAAGAGAGCUUCACGGUGCAUCAAUCUGACAUAAAGAAGGCUGUGGAUAUCACCUCGGCAAAGAAGGCUUUCGAUCUCGAUUUAACGCACUUCGGCCCGUACAGGAUGUGCUUCUCUCGUAAUGGAAGAUACUUGUUACUAGGGGGCCGGAAAGCCCAUGUCGCGGCACUUGAUUGGGUUACCAAGGAGCUGAAAUGUGAGAUAAACGUCAUGGAGACAGUUCAUGACGUCCGGUGGUUGCAUAAUGAAACCAUGUUCGCUGUUGCGCAGAAGGAUCACGUUUAUAUGUACGAUAAUGUUGGAGUAGAGUUGCAUUGCGUCAAACGCCUACACCGUUGUGUUUCGUUCUGGAGUCCGUGCGUGAACGAAGCUUUGGCAGUUGUGCUGGUGAGUCCGCAGCCUAUCAAGGACAUCGCAAUCGACCACACUGGGACUUACUUGGCAACGAGCUCGUCUGACAAUAUUAUGCGGAUCUGGGACGUGAGAACGUUCGGCAUUUUGCAUUCUUACAAACUUCCAGUCGCGCCGCGGAACUUGGCCUUUUCUCAGAAAGGCUUGUUGGCCUGCUCUGCGGGAAACGUAGUGGACAUAUACAAAGACUGUUGCACAGAAAAGGCUGAAACGCCGUAUUUGCGGCAUCGAGUACACCGAACCAUAAAUCAACUGGAGUUUCCGCCGUUCGAAGACGUGCUCGGUAUUACUCACUUCGGGGGAUUUUCAAGCAUUUUAGUCCCAGGCGCCGGAGAGGCCAAUUUCGAUGCCUACGAAAACAAUCCGUUCCAGAGCAAGAAGCAGCGGCAAGAAGCCGAAGUCAAAGCUCUGUUGGAGAAAAUACAGCCAGAGCUCAUCACUCUGGAUCCUGCUCAAGUGAUGAAAGUGGACACGGAUUCUUUGCGGCAAAACCUGGAGGAAAAACGAAAGAUUGCCUACGUGAGGCCUCGUGAAGUCGAGUUUGAACCGAGGAAGAAGGCGAAAUCCAAGGGUGGGUCCGCCAAACGGACGAAAGUGAAAAGUGGAGUGAAGGAACAGGAUAAACUGAUGCUUUUGAAGGAGGCGAAGCGUCUGGAGAAGAAAUCCGUCGAAAAGAAGGAAACCGUAGAGAAGAAAAAGCCCAUGAGCUUCCUUCUUAAGCUAGGUAACCGUUCUAAAUUCGGCUUCUGUGUCUUUGGAACUAUUAUCGCCAAAUAUUAUUUAACAACUAACAACCACACGCUAAAAAUUGUGGUGAUUUACCGCGCUUCGACUGCCACAAAGUCAUCAUCAGGCGAGGCAGUCAGGAAGCAUCCGUUUCAAAUGGAUGUAAGGGAAAAUGAUUCAUGUCUCCUUCUUUCCACGUCUCAGGCGGUUGUGGCGUAUCCGUUGAUUGCAAAAACGCUUAGGGAUCAUUUUAGUAAAGAGCCCAAAAAGCCGCAGGACACCGGCUGUCACCACAGGUGUGGUAUGAGUUUUUUCGCGCAAAAACAGAGCACCGGCUACGAUGAUCUGGAUGAGCUUACUCAGAGUCCGAAGGAUUUGAAGUUUACUUUUGAAAUUUUGAAAAUUGAAACCGAUUUGGAUUACGAAAAAGAAGGCUGGAUUAUGACUGACGAGGAGAAAUCCAAUAGCAUUGCGGGCCUGCGCGAUAAGGGCAAUACGCUUUACAAAAGCGGUGAUAUCGGCGGUGCGGCUGCGGUUUAUAGUGAAGCUCUCACCAGACUUGAUGCCCUGUCGAUAAAAGAAAAGCCUGGAGAUGAAGGUUUUCUAGAGCUGGAGCGCAAGAAGCUUCCAUUCCUGCUCAAUCUGGCACAGUGCAAACUCAUACAGAAGGAAUACUAUCCAGCCAUCGAGCUUUGUGGCAUGGCUAUCAACAUCGAUCCGAAAAACGUAAAGGCCCAUUUUCGGAGAGGUAAGGCGCACAUGGGAGCUUGGAAUCUGAAGGAAGCUCGGGACGAUUUCCGGAAAGCUGAAGAAAUGGAUAGUAACAUGAGUGCCACCAUCAAGCAGUUGCUAGCCCAAACUUCGCAGCUAGAAAAGGAAAAGAAUGAGGAAGAUCGAAGGAAAUUAGGAGGAUUGUUUACUAAAACCUGAUUUGUGUGAUAUUCACGCUGUAUGUAGUAUUAAUUGUUGCUCUGACUAGUCGGCGUUGUCUUUUCGCGACGUGUAAGCUGAACACAUUCACUGGCGAUUUGUCUCCGUGUCGAUGUAGCCAUAAUGCCGUUUUUUUAAUUUUUUGUGGUAAUUUUUGACACCUUCGAAAGAGUGAGUGCUUAUUUCCUUGUGGAGUGCUGGAUUCGAUUUGGGUUUUUUCGAUGGCAAUUUUGCAUAAACGCCAUGUCAUCUUGGCAGAGGUCGAUUGUGUGUUUAUUAUUGAAGAGCGUUGGUAGCCUGCGUUAAAUCGUGGCUCUAGCGUGUGAAAUGCUGUUCUGUGUUUUUCAGCUUGACAAAGAACGUGAUUAUGGUCGCUUGAAUGUUUCCUUGCUGAUUUGCGAAAAAAUAGUGUUCCUUGAUAAAUACAGGCGAAGGUUCGACUAAUUCCCA
This is a messenger RNA of Notodromas monacha, 4554 nucleotides long. The record is from the annotation of a GenBank genome assembly. NCBI's taxonomy places the organism in Eukaryota, Metazoa, Arthropoda, Ostracoda, Podocopida, Cyprididae.